AUGUCUCCCCACCCAUCCCCACCUGCAUCCCCCUCUCCAGGUCCCACCUGCAUCCCCCACCCGUGUCCCCCCAUCCAGUGUCCCCCCACCUGCAUCUCCCCACCCAUCUCCCCACCCGUGUCUCCCCACCUGUGUCCCCAAUCUGCAUCCCCAAUCUCCUGCAUCCCCAACCAGUGUCCCCAAUCUGUGUCUCCCCACCUGUAUCCUCCCCACCUGCAUCUCCCCAUCUGUGUCUCCCCAAUCUGUGUCCCCACCUGUGUCUCCCCACCUGUGUCUCCCCCACCCGUGUCCCCAAUCUGUGUCCCCAUCCAGGUCCCCCCCACCCUGUGUCCCCCAACCUGCAUCCCCACCCUGCAUCCCCUCUGUGUGUCCCCACCUGCAUCCUCCCCACCCAUGUCUCCCCAUCCAGGUCCCCAACCUGUGUCCCCACCUGCAUCCCCAUCUGCAUCCCCCUCUGUGUGUCCCAACCUGCAUCUCCCCACCCGUGUCCCCAUCCGUGUCCCCAACCUGCAUCCCCCACCUGUAUCUCCCCACCUGUGUCUCCCACCCAUGUCUCCCCACCUGCAUCCUCCCCAACCUGCAUCUCCCAAUCUGUGUCUCCCUCACCUGCAUCUCCCCACCUGCAUCUCCCACCUGUGUCUCCUCACCUGUGUCCUCACCUGUGUCUCUCACCCAGUCUCCCCACCCAGGUCUCUCACCUGUGUCUCAUCCAGGUUCCCCACCCAAGGUCCCCAAUCUGUGUCUCACCACUGUCCCCACCCAGUCCAAUCUGCAUCCCCAAUCUGUCCCCAUCAAUUUGAAAACUUAUUCUUUAAUGUUUGA
This is a messenger RNA of Homarus americanus (American lobster), 822 nucleotides long. RefSeq names its product proline-rich protein 36-like. NCBI's taxonomy places the organism in Eukaryota, Metazoa, Arthropoda, Malacostraca, Decapoda, Nephropidae. Bases 1 to 822 code for a protein of 273 amino acids. The transcript has a single exon. The record is from RefSeq and is a predicted model, not a curated record.